Molecule: messenger RNA, 6233 nt
Organism: Gymnodraco acuticeps
Lineage: Eukaryota; Metazoa; Chordata; Actinopteri; Perciformes; Bathydraconidae
Gene: wdr90
Product: WD repeat domain 90
Exons: 43
Coding region: 302-5839 (1845 amino acids)
Cellular component (GO): centriole
Molecular function (GO): protein binding
Source: RefSeq, a predicted model, not a curated record
CGUCGUGCUGUCGUUGGCAACGGCGGAGGCUGGAGCGGGAAGGAUACAACUCUAGCAGUUGUCAAAUCAAAACUGUUGUUAACUCGCUUCCCGGGAGAACUGGAAAAGGUCUCUUAUCUCCAAAUAAUGUGAAACUAAAUGUGUUAUCAUAGUUCUUCACUGUGGCAUUCUGAUAAGGAGCUUUACUGUUAAUUUAGCUGUCUGUUUGCUAGCUAACCUCUCUAAAGCCCCACUAGCUGCUCGUGUUCUCAGCUGCAGACACUGAGACAUCAACAUCUCCUGUUUGAAGCAUUGUGUAUCAAUGGCCUCCAAAGGUUGGCAGCAUCCUUACGUCAACAUAUUCAAACAUGUCAGGGUUGAAGACUGGAAACGGUCGGACAAAGAGGGGGAAGUGUCAACAUGCACGGACAAGCGCCUGAAGUGCUCAGUGUUCAGGAUCAGAGGUCCUGUUCCUGCCAACAGCUUCAUCAAGAUACCCAAAACCAUCAACCAGUCUCUGGGGCUGACCGGUCGCUUCUUCUACCUUCUCUUCAGGCCCACCCCCGGAAAAUACUUUGUGGUCCACCUGGAUGUUUCUGUCGAGGAGGGCCAGGUGGUCCGUAUCUCUUUUUCCAACAUGUUCAAAGAAUUCAAAUCCACGGCUACCUGGCUUCAGUUUCCUUUCUUGUGCGGAGCUGCAAAGGAUUCAGUCUAUGAAAGCACAGCUAAAUCUGCAAGACAUGGCUUAGUGGGUCCUGCUCCCACGUCAGUGCGUUGGACCUGUCUGACGCUGGAUCUGCAGUACACUCUCUCCGUCUACCUCAACCGCUGCUACAGUCAACUCAAGAGCAUUAAGCUUUGUGCCAACAUGGCAGUGAAAAACAUGUUCACCAGCAACCUGCUGCUAGAUCCAGGUCUUUCCUUCAGUGAAGCCAAGCUGAUGGGUCUGGUUUCUUCAGAGGGAACGGGUCCCGUCCCCAGAGACAUGUCAUUUCCUGUUCCCAAAGGAGGCUCCUGGCACGACCUCUACGAUCACAUCAGGUUUCCCUCAGAGGGAACGAAGCUACCCUUUGACUCCAUUCAAAAAGACCCUCCCAGGCCCGAGGCUAGUUGUGUCUCUGACCAAAGAAGACCAAUUAGAGAGGAGCCUUGCUUUGUCAGCCUCAGCAAACCAGUUCAGGACCGAGUGUCCCUCAUCCAGCAGAUCACCGCUCCAAAAUCAAUCCCAAGGAAUCAACCCCCCAUGGUGGUGACUGAAAUCCCAGAGCUAGGUCUAGUUUCUACUCACCACAGUGAUGAUUCCCUCGGCCAAAAUACUGACCAGCAUCAGCAGGAGACAACUAGUUCAGAGCAGUUCACAUCCAGGCCCUUCUGGGACACCGAUGACGGGGGCGUUCAUGUUCACCUUCAUCCUGAGGACGGCUUCAUCCAACACGGGGAGGAAAGUGAACUAGAGUUUGCUUGCACUCCAGUUCCACGCCCGGUGCAUCUAUCAUCAUCCAACGAAAGCAGACAGCAGAAGCUGCUCCCAGACCCCAUUCUCAGGCUCAAUCGAAUCAUCGGCUUCGGAGGAGCCACUACUAAAUAUGCCCUGUGGAGCAAAUCGGGUGAUGAAGUCGUGUAUCCGUGUCACGCAAUCAUCGUCUCCAUGAAGAUAUCGCCAAACCAGCAGAGAUUCUUCAUCGGACACACUGAUAAGGUCUCUGCUCUGGCUUUUAAUGGCAACACAACACUGCUGGCCUCAGCACAAACCGGCAGCCACAGUGUAGUCAGAGUGUGGGAUUACCAUAAGGGAAAGUGCCUGGCCAUGUCCAGGAUUCAUGCUCAUUCAUUGUCCUCUCUGAGCUUCUCAUACAGCGGUAGUAUUCUCUGUGGAGUGGGUAAAGACAGCCACAAUAAAACUAUGGUGGUCGUCUGGAACACUAUGAACGUUAGUGAAGGUGGAGAAGUGAGCAUUAUAGCCAAAGCUCACACAGAUGUGGACAUACACACCAUGAAGGUGGCCUUCUUUGAUGAUACAAGGAUGGUGUCAUGUGGUCGGGAUAAUAUCCGUCUGUGGAGAGUGAGGAAUGGAACGCUGCGCUCCUGUCCCGUCAACCUGGGUGAAUACCACUCACUGGACUUCACCGAUGUGGCCUUUGAGGAGGGAAACUCUUUCCACCAGCAUCUUGAUGAUCGAACACUAUUUGCCAGCAGUCGGAGUGGCUACAUCUUUGAGAUCGACUACAGCAGAGUGGUUGUUAGAAACGUCAGGCGGCUGUUACCUGCUCAGCAGCAGCAUGCAGACCACAGGGAGAAACAGACUUUUAACUCAGGUCCAGGCAUUGCCAUCAACAGCAUCAGUGUGUCCUCAUCAUUUUGCGCCACAGGUUCUGAAGAUGGCUUCCUGAGACUCUGGCCCCUGGAUUUUUCCGCUGUCUUCCUGGAGGCUGAGCAUGAAGGACCUGUGAGCCUGGUGUCAGUCUCUUCUGACAGCCUUCAGGUGCUGGCAGCCACCUCCACUGGUAACCUGGGUUUCCUCGAUGUGAGCAGCCGCGGUUACAACACGCUGAUGAGGUCACACACUGACACGGUGCUCGGCUUCAGCGUGGAUGGCAUCCGCCGGCAUCUCACCUCAGCCUCCUCCGACGGCACCGUGCGCAUUUGGAACAUGGAUUCCUUGCAUCAGUUGUAUGAUUUCGCAUCAGAGGACAGCCCCUGCUCGGUGGCUUUCCAUCCCAGCGAGCAGGUCUUCUCUUGUGGCUUCAGCUCCGGCAUCGUCAGAGUCUUCGACAUCUCCGCUGCCAAGCUGCUGGCUGAACACAAGCAGCACAGAGGUGAAGUGGUGGGUCUGGCCUUCUCACCGGACGGGGAGUUCAUGUACAGCGCUGACUCUCAGGGCUCUCUGGCACUUUACAACGCCUCAGAGGAAGACCUCAACGUGAUCAGAGUUGUGUGUAAUGUGGUGGCUCGAGGCACUGAGCACGCUCCAGACGCUCUCGCUGUGAGCAGCGACAGCUGCUGUCUGGCUUUCAUCGGCCCCUCGGAGUACAUCGUCACCAUCGCUGACUCGCGCUCUCUGGAUGAGUUGCUCCAUGUAGAUGUGAGUAUUUUGGACGUGCAGAGCCCCCGUCUGGAUUCUGCUCUGAGUGUCUGCUUCUCUCCGGCCUCCACUGAACACUUGUUGGUCGCCACAUCUUCUAACAAGAUCCUCUGGGUCAGCACCAAGACAGGCCGCCUGCUCCGAGAGGUGUCCAAGGUGCACAAACACCAGUGCUCGUCCCUGGCUGUGAGUGAGGACAGUCGGUUCCUGCUGACGGCGGGACACAAUGCUGUCAAAGUGUGGGAUUACAACAUGCAGCUCCAUAUAAACUCACAGAUGUUUAUCGGACACAGUCAGCCAAUCCGCCAGGUGGGCUUCACCCCCGACCAACUGGGCGUGGUCUCAGUGGGAGACGCCAUUUUCCUUUGGGACUUCCUGGCACUUCCUGUCGACUCUUUGACUGACAGCCGUUCACCUCUGGUAAUAAGACACACCCCUGCUCCUAAAUCAGUUCAACCACACACUGAAGUGAAUGGAGUUCGGUUGUCCAAUGGGAUGCCUCGACGCACGGCUCCUCUUCCCUCCUCUCCGCCACCACGACUCGACAUCAGCACCCUCGACCAAGUUGACCAGGGGGUUUUGGGCUCCUUGUCGAUAUGUGAUGACCCCCCAACAGUCCCCCCCGCUUCAGUUGCAGACCCUUCCUCUGACCCCAGACCUCCAUCCUCCUUCCUGAGAGUCACAGAGCUGACCCACACAUCUCCACUCAACUCAAGUCUUACGGACGCUGUUGAGUUGAAAGGAAAGAAGCCAGUACGUCCUGAUUGUUACAGGCACUUUAUUCCACGCUUCAAGACCUCCACUCUGGAUCAGGCUGCAGUGGCUCCUCAGGCAGGAGAAGAGGGCAUAAAGCUGAAAGCAGUCAUCGGCUACAAUGGAAACGGCCGUAGCAACAUGGUGUGGAGCCCUGACCGAGGUUUGUUUGCGUACUCGUGUGGCUGUGUGGUGGUGGUGGAGUAUCUUCACACAGGAAGUCAGAGACACCUGCAGGGCCACAGCGAGGAGAUCUCUUGUCUCGCAGUCACACAUGAUGCACAGACGGUGGCAUCAGCAGCUGGAGGCAGUAACGCCAGCAGGAGCCUCAUCUGCAUUUGGGACGUCCAGAAUGGAACCUGUCGGAGUACCAUCUCCUACCACAGGGGGGCGGUGCAGAGUCUGGCCUUCUCAAGGGACGAUCGCUUCUUUCUCUCUGUUGGAGACUUCUCUGAGCCAGAGGUGGCUCUGUGGAGCAGUAAGACUUUCCAGCUGCUGUCCAGUGUGAGUAUGUCGGGGCCGCUCCAUGACGCAGCGUUCAGCCCCUCCGCGGCCGGCCAGCUGGCCUGCGUGGGCCGCCAGGGGGUUUUCUUCUGCCUGAUCCACACACAGGGUUCAGAUGUAGACCUCAAGGUGCAGAGGGUGAAAGCCCCCUCAGAGGUGGGCGAGGUGGAGCUGACGGCGCUGUGCUACCACACCGACUCCUUCCUGUUCACCGCCACCAAUCGAGGACACGUUUGCGUCUGGGACGUAAACACACAGCGCUGCUUCAUGACCUGGGAGGCCGAUGAGGGAGAGAUUGGAGUGCUGCUGUGUCGGGGGAACCAUCUGUUGACGGGCAGCAACACCCGCUGGUUGCGUCUGUGGGAGGUAGAAGCUGUUCGGGGCGUGAAGCCUCAGGAAAAGGUCUGCAGCGGGGAAGACAGUGGCACCUCGGUGGUGUUGGAGCAGGAGAUAAUGCUGGACGGGACGACGGUCAGCGCUGCAUUUGAUACCUCGAUGGACAUGGGCAUCGUUGGCACCACAGCGGGAACCCUCUGGUACAUCAACUGGUCGGACUGCAGCAGCAUCCGGCUGGUCAGCGGGCACAAGACCCAGGUGAAUGAUGUGGUGUUCAGCUCUGACGAGAGACAUUUUGCCACCUGCAGCGAGGACGGCAGUGUGAGGGUGUGGUCGGCGCCUAGCAACGAGCUGGUGGUGCAGUUCCAGGUGCUCAACCAGGCCUGCGGCUGUGUGUGCUGGAGCCCUUCUUCCAGCACCGAGAGUGCAUGUGUGGCUGGAGGAUACAGCGAUGGGACUCUGAGGAUCUUCAGGCUUUCCUCCUCAGAGAUGGAGAUGAAGCUGCAUCCUCAUCAAGUGGCCGUCACUGCCAUCCAGUACUCAGCUGACGGUCAUGUGAUCCUUUCAGCGGGGAAGAAUGGUCUGGUGGCUGUCAGCAGCCCGAUGAAUGGAGCAACUAUUCGUAUAAUCCGGGAUCACAAAGGAGCCCCGAUUACCACCAUCCAGUGUGUGAAUGAACAGUGUAAGAAUCUCAAACUCGAAGGAAAGGAGAUGUGGUUGGCUGCCAGUGCUGACAGACGCGUCAGUGUGUGGGCUGCUGAUUGGCUGAACGACAAAUGUGAUCUACUUGACUGGCUGACAUUUCCUGCUCCCGCCUAUAUCGGGGAUGACAGCCCACCUCCCAGCCUGGCUGCCUUCUGCCCCGCAGACCCCGGCCUGGUGGUCUACACCGGCUAUGGAGUGGAGAAAGAGCUGUCGUUCUACAGCCUGGCAAAGAAACAGAUAAUCAAAACGAUUGCCCUUCCCGACUGGGCCACAUGCUUAAGCCUCUCCUGUCACAGCCAACUCAUAGCUGUGGGAUCAAAAGGGCGGGUGUUGAAGCUGAUCAAGUCGUCCAGCGGCAGGUUCCAGGACUUCCUGCAGCACAGCGACUCGCUGCAGACGUGUCGCUUCUCGCCUUCAGGAAAACUUCUCUUCACUGUAGCUUAUAAUGAGAUCCUGCUGUGGGAGGUGCAGGACCUCUGAGGGCCUUUUUCACCCUCAAACACUUGUAGGUGUAUCCUCUUUCCCAGGUGCCUAGUUGAAAUGGGUUUUUUCUGUAGUUUUAUUGUUCCAUAUUUAUUUAUUUCUUAUCAAGUCGAGCUAUAAUUUGUAGAGAGGUUUUUUUGUAGAUAUGCCACAUAGAUUUUUUUUACGUGCAUUACAAUUUUUAAGAGAUUGAUUUGUAUGUCCAGUUUCUUGUCAUUUUUGACAAUUUUUGUAAGGUUUUCUUACUGUAAAUUUAAGAUUUGUAUAAUGAUACGUUGCUGUUAUUUCUAUUGUUUUUCAGUUGUAGAUAGAAUGAUGGUUUGUGGGCUGCUGAAGGAUGGUAUGGGGUUUAAAUAAAAAGCAGCAUGCAAAAUAAAAAACUAUAAUGCAA